AUGGUCGCCUGGAGAGCUGCUGGACUCAACUACGUCCGUUAUUCACAAAUCGCCGCACAAGUCGUUCGUCAGUGCACCAAGGGAGGCGCCAACGUGAAGAAGCCCCAAGCCACCUUGAAGACCACUGCUUGGGAGAAUGGAAAGAUGGUGUCCAAGUCUCAAUAG
Messenger RNA from Caenorhabditis elegans, 165 nucleotides. RefSeq names its product Putative ATP synthase subunit epsilon, mitochondrial (gene ZC262.5). NCBI's taxonomy places the organism in Eukaryota, Metazoa, Nematoda, Chromadorea, Rhabditida, Rhabditidae. Gene Ontology annotation, biological process: proton motive force-driven ATP synthesis. Gene Ontology annotation, cellular component: proton-transporting ATP synthase complex; mitochondrial inner membrane; mitochondrion. The record is from RefSeq and is marked reviewed. Bases 1 to 165 code for a protein of 54 amino acids. The transcript is spliced from 2 exons. Gene Ontology annotation, molecular function: proton-transporting ATP synthase activity, rotational mechanism.